Molecule: messenger RNA, 1647 nt
Organism: Vicia faba (fava bean)
Lineage: Eukaryota; Viridiplantae; Streptophyta; Magnoliopsida; Fabales; Fabaceae
Source: the annotation of a GenBank genome assembly
AUGGAAUUUGAUUGUCUGCAGAGUAACAAAGUUCCUCAAAAGUUGAUAGAAAAUUCAGCCUUAGAUAUAGAUAUAGUUAAUCCAAAAUCCAAUUCCAAGGAAAUUUCAAAUACCAAAUCUGAAUCUGUAAAAGGUGAGAAUUUUAAGGGAAAAUUGAAGUUGAAGUUGAAGAAAGGAAUCAAAGGUUCUGCCACUGGGUUGAAUCAAUCAUCGGAUUCUGGUGAUGUGGUUGAUGCGGUUCCUCGGUCGAUUACCGACCUUCCUCCUGCAUUGAUAUCUGAGAUUCUCAAUUGCCUUGAUCCGAAAGAUCUUGGAAUUGUUUCGUGUGUUUCGUCGAUUCUCCGCAGUCUUGCUUCUGAGCACCAUGCUUGGAAGGGGUUCUAUUAUGAAAGGUGGGGGCUUCCAGAACCUCUUGGUGUUGGGGAUGAAAAGUCAUGGAAGGAGAUUUUUGUGGAAAGGGAGUUUAGGAGUAAGACUUUUAUGGGAAGGUAUAGUAUGGAUGUGUUGUAUGGCCAUACCGAGGCGGUUAGAACUGUUUUCUUGUUGGCUUCUGCAAAGCUCAUUUUUACCUCUGGGUAUGACACUGUUGUGAGGAUGUGGAACAUGGAAGAUGGGUUGUCAAUCGCUUCGUGUAAACCUCUUGGCUGCACCAUUCGUGCAGUUGCAGCAGAUACGAGACUACUGGUUGCUGGCGGUACCGGUGGGUUCAUUCAUUGUUGGAGGGCUGUUGAAGAAUUGCCCCAUCUGUUUGAUCUUAAAGGCUCGCAAAACAAGAAUACCGAGGUUCGACUUUGGGGUCAUGAUGGUCCAGUUACAUCACUUGCUUUAGAUUUGACGAGGAUUUAUAGUGGCUCUUGGGACACAACUGUUCGCGUGUGGGACCGUCUCACGACGAAAUGCAUUGUGGUGUUGAGGCAUAGUGACUGGGUUUGGGGACUUGUCCCUCAUGAUACUACAGUUGUCACCACAUCGGGCUCGGAUUUGUAUGUUUGGGAUACUAAUAGUGGUACUUUGGUGAGCAUUGUUCCAAAUGCUCAUGUUGGUAAUACUUAUGCUUUGGCAAGAAGCCAUUCAGGGGAUUUUGUUUUUACCGGAGGUGAAGAUGGUUCUAUACAUAUGUACGAGAUUGUUCGUGAUAGCUAUAUCACCGAAGCGUUGCAUGUUGCUACAUGGGACCCUCACUCUGGUCCUGUGAAUUCCCUUGCCUUUGAGUUUCCUUGGCUUGUGUCUGCAUCAAGUGAUGGCAAACUGGCUCUAAUUGAUGUGAGGAAGCUACUGCGGACAAGCAAGCGUGUUCUGCGGAAGAGAGCUUCAAAGGCAAAUCAUUCGGGCAAAGUUAAUGUAGAGCCUCCACAGAGGAUGUUGCAUGGAUAUAAGAAUAAUCUUUAUUCUGUAGAUAUAGGAGCUGAUCGAAUUGUGUGUGGAGGUGAAGAAGGUGUUGUCAGGAUUUGGAAUUUCACAGAAGCUUUGGAAAUUGAACGCAGAGUCUGUGCAUCAAGAGGAGUGCGAUUAGAGAACAGAAUGAGACGGCGUAAGCUCCAAACAGAGCUCAGCAGUAAAGGUGGUAGGAGCGAUCAAUGUUCUGUUGCGGCCAAGAAAAAUUCGGUGCCUUGUAUUUGGCCGAGGGGUGGAAAGACGAAGGCAUAG